This is a messenger RNA of Acaromyces ingoldii, 978 nucleotides long. RefSeq lists its product as hypothetical. Gene Ontology annotation, biological process: proteolysis; protein localization to cell surface; attachment of GPI anchor to protein. The record is from RefSeq and is a predicted model, not a curated record. Lineage: Eukaryota; Fungi; Basidiomycota; Exobasidiomycetes; Exobasidiales; Cryptobasidiaceae. Gene Ontology annotation, cellular component: GPI-anchor transamidase complex. The transcript has 4 exons. Bases 1 to 978 code for a protein of 325 amino acids. Gene Ontology annotation, molecular function: GPI-anchor transamidase activity.
AUGGCUAACCUGAUUGCUGUCGCGCAGAGCAUUGCCGUAGCACUGCCCUUCUUGGCACCCUCGCUGUUCGUCACGGCGUCGCAGGUCGAGGAAGUUCAGCGCUUCUUCCAGUCUGACCGAGGGGGUCAGGAGGGUGGGCAUACCAACAACUGGGCUGUACUCGUCUGUGCUUCCAAGUUUUGGUUCAACUAUCGGCAUAUGGCCAACACCCUGGGCAUGUACCGCACUGUCAAGCGUCUCGGUAUACCCGAUAGCCACAUCAUCUUGAUGCUCGCCGACGACGCAGCCUGCAACACGCGCAAUAAGUCACCUGGCUUCGUUUGGGCCGACCCAGGUCGCGCAUUGGACCUGUACGGCGAGAGCGUUGAAGUCGACUACCGCGGUUACGAGGUCAGCGUCGAGGGCCUGCUCCGCUUGCUCACUGGGCGUGUCCCACCGCACACGCCCCGAUCGAAGCGUCUCGAGUCAGAUGCGCGCUCCAACGUCUUUCUCUACAUGACGGGCCACGGCGGCGACGAGUUUCUCAAGUUCCAAGACUACGAAGAGAUUAGCGCCUUUGACUUGGCCGACGCCAUUGAACAGAUGUGGGAGAAGCGGCGGUACCACGAACUCUUCUUCAUGAUCGACACCUGCCAGGCAAAUACCAUGUACAGCAAAAUCUACAGCCCAAACGUGCUGGCCACGGGGAGCAGCCACAAGGACCAGAACUCCUACUCGCACCAUUCAGACGACGACUUGGGCGUGGCACUUUCGGAUCGCUUCACGCUCGAGGUUCUCAACUACAUGGAGAGCAUCAACAAGACUAGUGAUGCCACCAUGGCCGAUCUGUUUGACAGCUACGAUCCCUCAGUCAUUCACUCGGACCCAGGCGUGCGGACAGACUUGUUCAAGAGACCCAUCGACCAGGUCAAAAUCACCGACUUUCUGGGCGGUGUCGCCCAGGUCGAACUUACCCAAGAUGUGGACUUGACCUACUAG